This is a messenger RNA of Rhipicephalus microplus (southern cattle tick), 9780 nucleotides long. Its product is annotated as apolipophorins-like. Gene Ontology annotation, molecular function: lipid carrier activity. The record is from RefSeq and is a predicted model, not a curated record. Gene Ontology annotation, biological process: lipid transport. Lineage: Eukaryota; Metazoa; Arthropoda; Arachnida; Ixodida; Ixodidae.
GCGGCCGUGAUUGAAUCGAGAGCAUCCUUGUUUGGACAUGCCCGAGUAAGCGGCGUUGCGCAAGCCCACAAGCUCCGUCGACGACAGCGCAGGAACCGACGCGAGCGCCGUCUUCUCGGCUAGCGGGUCGGCAUCGCGGUCCCCCCCUUCCCCCCAUCCCUUUCUCUGAGAGGGCUCGGUGGAGUGCGAUAGCGGCAAGGGAUAAGUGGCUGCGGGUCGGCUGCUUCGGGCUCAGUGGACCUUUGAAGCACCAUGCUGAUCAGGCUCCUAGCACUGUCCUGCUGGGCAGUGGCUACCUGCUACGCAGGGCCAUUGCCUCAGGAUGGCAUCUCUAGGGAUUGCAAAUCCCCCAUGACGACGCAACAGACGAUACUGUACACGUACGUGGGCGAGAACCGCAUCGAGAACCAGGACGCGCAGCAUCACGUUCAAGUGAAGGCCAACGUCGAAGUCGGAGUCGUCUCGCCAUGCAUCUUUUCUUUCAAGUUGGCCGACGUAGACCUGCAAGGGGUCAGCGUGGCCAACCGGUACGCGUUCAAGGAAGCCCUGGAACGGCAUCCGAUGACCGUGUACAUCGAGGAUGGCAUCGUUGGCGAGAUACGUCACAAUGCGGAAGAACUGCCGUGCCUGAACGUCAAGAGGGCCAUCAUCUCCAUGAUGCAGAUACCUCGCACAGCUCUCGACGCCAACAGCAUCGUGUCCGAGACUGACGUGUUUGGAACCUGCGAGACCCGUUACACGCCCGGAAACAUCGGUCGCUCCGGUGGUACCGUGACCAAGUCCAAGAGCCUGGCCACGUGCUUUGGCCGCUUCGGCAGCUCCCUGCCAAUCAUCUACACCCCGUAUGAGUCCAAGGCUUCGCCGUUCCAGACAAUCCCAAUGACGAACGGCAGCUUCGUGUGCCAGCAAUCGGUGGAUGCCAACCGCUGGAUCACCAAGGCCGAGUGCAAGGAGCAGGAGUACCUCCACCUCGCCGCCAGGGGUCUACGCGAACAGACCACGGUCACUUCCACGGGAGUGCUCAUCAUGCAACAGAUCUUCCCGUCGGUCAAACCCGUUCCUGAAACGGUGAACGUCAGGUCCACGCUCAAGUUCGACCACAGCGUGACCCGCACUGAGAAGACUGAGUCAAAGGACGUCAUUGGCCUGCUGCGCGACCUGUGCCGCAGCAGUCAUGAGGACAUCCGGCCCGAAGCCAGCGGCAUCUUCGCGCGCCUGGUGGCUGCACUCCGGGGUCUUCCUCCUCAAGCGUUGAGGCAGAUCUACAGCAAGGUGUCCACCGGCGAACUGUGCUUCGACAAAAAGAUCGAGCAUCUGUUCUUGGACGCACUUCCUCUAGUCGGAACCGAAGCGUCGCUCAAGCUGACUGUAGAACUGAUGAACAAGCCUGAACAUGCAGACCGUUCGACGGCAUGGAUUGCAGGAAUCAGCUCCAUCAGCUACCCCACCGAAGGAAUGAUCUCAACUCUGGCCCCUCUCAUCAAGAAGGCGAGAGCACCGCGCAGCGCCAUCCUCGCUGUGACGUCGCUGGCCCAUGUGUUCUGCCGCGAUUACCACGGCAACUGCGACGACGUGCCGGCCAUCCGUGAAGUCCAGGCAGCCCUCACCAAGCAGCUCGGCUUCAAGUGCAGGGCCGAUGAUGCCACUGCGAGGAACAGGGUUAUAACAGCUCUGAAGGGUUUCGGUAACCUUGGAUACUAUGGCGAGGGUAUCAACACCAUCAUCGAAUGCGCCAUCUCCAGCAACAGUCCUCUGCCUGUCCAAAUUGCGGCCAUCCAAGCAACCAGGAGGUCUUGUGCUCCGGAGAUGCAUCCCAAGCUCAUGGAACUGAUGAGCAAUCCGAGCGAGGACGUCGAAAUUAGGAUCGCCUCUUAUCUCGCUGUCAUGAACUGCCCCACCAUGCAAGAUAUAAUGGACAUCAAGAAAAUGCUCGAGAAGGAGGAGAUCAAUCAGGUGGGCUCUUUCAUCUGGUCGCACCUGAAGAAUCUCCAGAACACGGAGUCACCCACCAAGAUGGCGGUGCGUUCCCUGGUCUCCGGCAUCUACGUGCCAGGCAAGUUUGACAGCGACGCACGCAAGUCCUCGCAGAACAUUGAGUGGUCCGAGCUGUCCGAGAAGUACAAUGUCGGAGGUACCGCCGAGGCCAACGUCGUCUACAGUCCCAAGUCAUUCAUCCCACGUUCCAUCGAUCUCAACUUGACCGUGGACCUCUUCUCGCAUUCCAUCAACAUCUUCGAGGUUGGCGGUCGCGCCGAGGGAUACGACCACAUGCUCGAGAGUCUUCUCGCUCCAAAAUCGCAUCUGAAAAGGACCAAUGAAGUCGACUCGUUCUGGAACCGCUUCAGCAACAGCCUUGGCCGAUCUCGACGGGCUGCCUCGGCGAAGAACACCAAGGUCGACAUCUUCGACGACAAGGUGAACAUCAGGAAGGCAAACGAGCCUAGCGGAUCACUUUACUUCCGCAUGUUCGGCAACGAGCUGUCCUGGUUUGAACUGCCCACCAUGGAAGACAUCGGAAACUUCAUGAACGGCGUACAGACGAACAGCUGGCUCGAGAAGAUUAUGAGCAAGAAGCAGAACGAUAUCGCCCGCAGCGCCAUGCUUGUUGACACCACCGUGACAGUGCCCACAGUCACCGGCUUUCCAUUCCGGGUUGACCUUAAGGCGACAGUGACCGGCGGUCUCAAGACCGAUGGCCAGAUCAACCUCGCCAACGCUCCCAACGACAUGCUCAUCGAAGGUUUCAUCAAGCCCAGUGCUUCAAUCGACAUGAGUGGUCUGAUGUCCAUCGACGCCGGCGUUGCCAAGCGUGGAAUUCGAAUCCUGUCGACCAUGCACACAUCCACAGCGCUAGACGGCAAGAUCGAGAUCAAGCCCACCGGCGAGAUGAACUUCAAGUACAACAUGCGCAACGACAAGCAGGAGAUCCUGAACAUGAAGACCGAGAUCUACUCUGUUGAAGCCGAGACGGAGACGCCCCUGAUGGCGCCAUCCGUCAAGGAGUUCAACGGCUGCACUCAGACCCUGUCCAAGGCCCUGGGACUGAGCAUUUGCGCGAGGGGCAAAGUGCCCAAACCCUUCUUCAACUACAAGGGUCUCAACCUUCCUUUCGACUUCAGCAUCAUCCUUCAGAAGAAAGACCUCACCAUGGAGGGAUACGAGAUCAAGAUGAAGUACCCGAUGGACAUUUCGAACCCCAACCUGUUCUACCAGUUUAUCUUUGACACUCCGGGAUCCGCAAUCCAGCGCAAGCACAUCAUCGAGUUGGCCAUCAACAAACCAGCCGAUGGAGAGAACACCAUGCACUUCCUGUACCACUGCCCAAUGAAGAAGAUCGAAGUGUCGACUGCGCUAAAGGCACACAGCAGCCCUGCACAAGUGAUGUUCGAGGCGAAAGUGGACGACAACCGGCGCUACUUUGUCAAGCUGGACAUGCCUUACGGGCAGAGUUUGAACGCGGUGUACUUCGAGCCGAGGCUCGAGAUGGGAUGCCCCGCGACGCAGCCCUUCCUGCUGCAGGGAAGGAUCGAUGGGAGCUCCUCGGAACUCUCCUUGAACCUGCAGUCCAACAUGCCAGCAGAGAAGCCCGUCUUCCUUAGAGCUACUGUCUCCAUCGAUGAUAACAAAGUCCAGGCGGACCUGUCCACGAGGAUCCCGAUGUUGGAGAUCAACUUCAACUCGCUGUCGACCAAGCCCCAGGAGAGCACGAUCGUGACAGCCGCCACGCUGGAGUAUCAGUGGCGCGGACUGAGGAAGCACACCGCCAAGCUGAACGCCAAAACCAAGAACCUGAGCACCGAGCACAUGGCCAAGAGUGCUAUCAACGCCGAGAUGCAGUUCAGCGAGUUUCCCGAGUACAACUGGAAGCUGAUCACUGAUUUCCAGAAGGCUCCUGGAGCCCAGCACAAGGAGCACGACAUCAAGCUCUGGUGGGGUGAGGACUUUGGCGAGGACCAGCGUCACAUCCACGUGCUGACCAUUUCCAAGCAGGAUGGCGAGUACAGGCAGGGCAGCAAGGGAAGCAGCGAGGGCCGACUCGUCGUCCUCGCGCCCGUGUGGGACAUCGAUUUCAACGGUUUCUUCAACGCUAUGCUCGACCUACAGGUGAAGGGGCUUGGCACCUUCAAUGGAGAGUUCCAGAGCCACGGUGAGCGGGUGAUGCAGAUCGAGAUGAACCACAACCUGGAGUCGCGCUCCCCAUUGCGACUCUUCCUGAACGCUCGUGUCGAGACACGUCACUUCCGCUUCCUGUAUUCAGAUCAGCUGGAAGAGCGUAACCCCAACCAGUACGUGGGCCGCACCAACGUUGAGUGGGGACGUGAGGGCAAGAGCAUCGCCACCGAGUAUGUCGUCAUGAGCCGCCAGGGGCCUGACAAUAGCCUUCACGACGUCGAGUACAAGAUUAGCUACCCAGGCAUGAGGAUGCCUGCCGUACACAGGACCAAGAUCAGGACGACCCGCGGUACGUUGGAUGCCACAUCUUCGACCGAGGUGAACGGCGAGAACUACAUCCUCAUCUCCGUCCAGAACACACUCAAGCUCAAGGAGUUCCGUUUCGAGAGUACACUCCUGCAAACCAAGCUCUCCAAGGCCACAAAGGGCCAGAGUGCCAUCUACGUGGCCGAGCUGAGGCCGAAGUUCGCGAUGAUCAAUGCUUUCUUAGCGACCAUGCAGGUGAAGGGAAACUCCAGGAACAACGCUGAAGUGCAGGCCGAGCUCCUGUGGGACGCCGACCGAUACCCCGACAGGAAGGUGCGCUUCAGCUCGAGCCACGUCAAGAUCUCGACCGAUGGUCACCCUGCUUUCCGUUACAGCGCCACAUUGCAGCACGCCACUGACAUGAGCAUCACCGCCAGUGGCACUUACAGCGUGGACCUGUCACAAGGUCCUUUCGCUAUUGAAAUCGGUGUGGGUGGCACCCACCUUACCCCAAGGACUGUCUCCCUUUCUUACACGCGCCGCGAGACAUCAGCAAACGUCAUGUUCGGCUACACCCGGGCCGGAGCCGACCAGUUGAGGAUCGAGUACAACCGCAACGAAGCCAACUCCGUGCAGCAGUUCGAUGUGAGUGCCACAUCAGUCCAUCCCGAGCUGAACGGCAAGCGCUUGAACAUCGUGCGCAACCUGGGUGGGCCCAGGUACUUCAAGAUUCAGUACGAGCACUCGGCGAACGAGAUCUAUGGCCUCGAGCUGACCGACUCUUCGGGAAACAACCGCAUCAACACAAACUUGAAGAUUCGCAGCCCUCACCUGCGCUAUGCUUCGAAUGAGAUCACGCUUACUGGUGACUACUCUCCAGCUCGGACGAACCUCAUCUUCGAGGCAUACACUCAGUCGGAGAUGGAAUACCGGAUCACCUUUAACUACGAGCUCACCGGCAACACCGCAUUCGCGACGUCUCUUGCUAUGGAGGUCCCGAAAGGAAGCUUCCGCAACGGAAAGGUUUCUCUGAGGCUCAAUCGCAGCCCCGAGACCACAGAAGGUCAGCUCUUGGUCGAGCACAACGAUCGUGUCGAGCUCGACCUCACGGGCAACGUGCGCACGCAGUCUGCUAACAACUUCGAUGGCAGGAUCGCGCUCAGGUCGCGCCGUGAAGACUUCGAAAUCCUGGUGUCGAGUCGCUCGAGCGCACUCCUCAAUGGAGUCUACGAGCUGAAGAUCAUUGACCAGUCCAACAAUCCUAUCACCGCAACUCUGACACUAAGCGACAGGCCUCGCGAUUUCACCGGCACACUGGACCUCUCUGGCUGGCUAUUUGAACGGCGGCCGUACCUCCAAGUGGAGAGGAAGAUUCCCGAAGCUGAACACCGCGUGUACUCCUUGAAGGUCGGUGAUACGAACAGCGAGGUCGUCCUCUUGGCAGACACCGCAAAACGAGGCGACGUGCGCGUCACAACGUUCAAGUAUCAGCCGCGGGACAAGCCUCAGAACUGGGCCUCGGUGACUAUCGAGAAGAACGACUGGACCCCCAGCACUGAAAUGCUGAUGGUCACAGUCGAGCCGAAGGCCAACUUGAAGACAACAUUUGACUUCUUGUACCUCAUCACGAAGGGCUCCCUCAAGAGCAAAUUCAUCUGGACUCUGGAUGACCUCAAGCUGGGCUAUGACCUCAAGAGCAAGGCCGAGGGUGACAACGCGUACAACUCGCUGCUCAAGAUCCUCUACCUAAGGCGCGAGAUUGACGUGCACAACCACUAUUCUCACACACCGGACUCCAUGGAGCUCUCCACCAGGAUUCUCCUCAACGCCAUCAUGAUGCCCGACCGGGCUCUCGAGAUGACCUACAGGCACAACAGGAUCCAGAAUGGCUGGGAGACCACGGCGGUCAUCAGGCACCCAACGUUCUCUAACGACAUCACCUUCAACGGGAAGAUUCAGAAGGACAUCUCGGAAUCCACUCCUCUGCUUGUGUCUGCACAACUGCAGCCAGGAGAUGCCUCAAACAAGAUGUACUUCAACCUUGUUGAGAAGCUGAAUGAGAUCACGGCGACCAACAAAUCGGUUCACAUUCACAUCCAUCACGAAGACCGCAGUCUGUUCGACACCAGCAUGACGGUAUACCACACCAUCACACCCGAGCGGCCCGUCUUUGCCGGCUACUACUGGUCGUGGAACACUCAGAAGCAGGGGCCCAAGCGAGGACAUGCCACCCUCUUCGUAGGACGUAACGGAGCUGCAGAACUCAAUUACGACUCCAUUCUGGGAAAGUGGACGGCGACCGGCCAGUCCCAGAGGGCCCCCAAUGGGGACGAGACGGUGGACGUCGUGUUCCAAGGGGAACGCGAGCAGUUCCGCGGACGCAUCAUCUACAACCUCAGACGGUACCGAUUCGAGGGCCUCACAUUCGACGAACAGGGCAAGACGUCCAAGAGCCUGGAAAUAUCCGCUUCCAACUCGACCCGCAACGCUGCGCUCAAGGUUGAGUUCAGCCACUUCGAGGACAACAACAAGAUGACCGACUUCAGCUACUCCUUCGAGAAGCGCGGGGACAAGGCUUACAGGAGCAAGCUGUUCUUCCCACCGGAGAAGAUGAGAACCAUCCAGACGGCAAUGAACGAGGUAGGAGAAAAUAUUUCCGAGAUCGACAUCUCCAACUUUGUCAGCGACGUGUCCGACAUGGCUGUCGUCUCCGGCAAGUACUUGGACAAGAACUUCUUCUCUCCGCUGACGAACCUGCUGUUGGACGAAUUCGGCGAGAUCAUGGGUGAAGCGGUGAUUGCACUCAGCGACGUUCUCUACGAAAGUCCGUUCGGAGAGCUCAUCGCUCACUUCCAACGCUGGGUCGAAUCCCUCUUCAAGAUGGCCGGCGAAGAGAUCAAGAUGUUCAUCGAGGAGCUUUCCCGGACCGUCAGUCGACUGCAGGGUUUCUUCAGCGGGGUUCGCGGCAGGCGUCGCCGCGACGUGUCUCAGCGUUGGACUGAGCUGAGUGACUACGUGUCCCGCAUGGUGGACGACGUGCGCAAUGCACCUAUCGUGCGACAGGUCACCCGCAAGGUGGAGGAUGCAGCUGAUUACGUGACAGACAAGAUCUCCGAGAUGCUGUACCGUGCACGCCGGGCCGUCUGGGAUGCUGUCGAAGCCAUUAAGGAGAACCCUGACUAUCGAUCGCUGGAGUCGCUCAUUGGCGAGCUCUACGAACCAGGCACAUAUGGAGCCAACACCGAAUUCUGGCAGAACCUUCAGAGGAACCUGAGGGAGUCGGUCACUGCUCGCGACGUGGCCGUGCUGCGCGAGGCUGACCACAAGAACGGCAAGUACAUCGUGGACUUCAACCUGCCUACCGACCUGGACUCUAUCCGCCAGAGCUGGCAUGAAUGGCUAGCCGAGGAGGACGACGACGCUGCCGAGAGACGGCCGAAGAAGAGCGCGGAAUCGACGCCCGACAUGAUCGACUACAUCAGCUCUAUGUUCCAGCGAAAGUGGAUGCCACCCUUUGACGGUCAGGCAAUGAUCAUAGGACACCAGCACUUUGUGACCUUUGACGGCACCAUGUACUCGGCUACCGGCGACUGCACGUACCUGCUGGCCAGGGACUUCGUCGACGGCAACUUCACCGUGCUCCUAAAGUACCACCCAGAGAACCCUCGCAUCCACGGUCGCGUGCCAAAGUCCAUCAUCGUGCAGCUCGGACAAAGCUACAUCGAGAUCUUCCCUGACGAUGGAUCUAUGUUCCUGAAUGGACAGGCUGUCGAACUGCCCCUGAUCCUCGAGGGAGGCGAGGUGAUCGCUCGCCGCGUGGACGACGUGAUCACCGUCGAAGACGAGAAGGCGCUGCGCGUCUCCUGCCACCUCUACUAUGAUGUGUGCACCGUCAAGAUCAACGGCUGGUACUUCGGAAACACCGCGGGCCUGCUGGGCACCUACAACAACGAGCGCGGCGAUGACCUCAUGAAGCCCAAGGGACAGGUGACCAGCAACGUGGCGCAGUUUGUGAAGAAAUGGGAAACCAGCCGUGGCUGCAAGGGACCCGUGAGCGUGCUAAGCGAACAGGUAGCCGUCGACUCCGAGGGCUACAAUCUGUGCGAGAAAUACUUCAAGGACGACGACUCUCCGCUCGCCGAUGGAUUCUGGCAGGAGUCUCCCGAGCCAUACUUCGACCUUUGCCUCCGCCACAUGGCCACGCCAGGAAUCGAGCCGCGCCACGCAAUCUGCAACAUCUCAAUGGCGUACCUGCUCCAGCUGGAGAAGUACUCCAUUUCUGCAAACCUUCCUUCCGAAUGCUACACGUGUUCACUACCUGGAGGCGCGACCCUGAAAUUCGGCGACUACCUCACCCUAGGCAGCGACAACAGCGCACCGCGUCGUCCGUCAAGCAUGGACAUUGUUCUGGUCGUCGAGGAGGACGCCUGCCAUGCGGACGUCGUGCGCGAGCUGGACAACACCAUGAGGAUUGUCGACAAGGAACUGCUCAGCGCGGGAUUCUCAAACAACAGGUUCGCCUUGAUCGGCUUCGGCCAUGGCAGCGGCCACAACAGCAUGCCCCAUGUACGCACCGCCCGCGGUAGCAUCUUCUUUGAGUCGCACAACCUGCCACUGGCCACGCAAAAGAUGCGGCUCGAGGCACCUGCAAACUCUGAUGGCCGACCCGUGAACAAAGACGUGUUUGACGCCAUCCGCUACGCGUCACUGCUGCCGUUCCGCGCCAACGUUGCCAAAGCCAUCAUCGUCAUCGCCUGCGCAGACUGCAAAGAGGAACAGAGCGAGCUGUCGUACUCGGAUAUCCAGACUCAACUUCUUGACCAUGGUAUCACCCUUCACUUCGUUUCCGACAAGCGCAUCGAAGUGCGCAAGAGCAUCAUCAAGGGCAAGGGCAUCUACGGUGUGGACGCCGACUCCGUCUACGGCAGCAAGGACGUGAGCCAGAAGAUGCUCCUGGGACAGCCUGAUCUGAGGCCCCAAGUGGCCGUGGCCAAGGACAUCUGCAUUGCACUCGCCCAGGAGGUUCACGGCAGCUUCUUCAGCUCGGCUAUGCUGCGCUCAGAUGGCAAGAACUGGAAGACAGUGUUUGCGCGACGAGUCGCCAAAGCCCUGAAGCCCGCCAAGCAGUACGGAGGUGCGGAAGACUACUGCGAGCGCUGUGAGUGCACGCACGGCUCGGACGUACGACCGCAAGUCGUUUGCAGGCCGUGCAGGCCACUGAAACCCAAGGUGCCGCUCGCACUGUACACAGCAGAAGACUGAACAUUCACAUCGCAUUUACUUCGAGGUCAUUAGAGAGGGAUGACUGAAAUCAGCAUUUUUUUCGCAUUUAAUAAACUGUAUAGGGAUGUUUUUAAAUAU